AUGUCCAGGUAUCGUCAACGUGUCAAAGGGGAUCCGCUUCAAAAGAAACUCUCGGAAAUUCUUUCUUACGGUGCUGAUGCCCCUCGUACUUCGGGUGCCUGGAAUAGUUUUAUCGAAGAGGAUGUGAUUUCCUUACAGAAACUUACAGCAUCUUAUUACGAAAUUGCUAGGGCAAAUAAUAUGCCUGUCAAGUCAGUGCUAGAACAAGCUGAAAAAGAUGUCAAGGUCAAAGAUCCUCACCUAGUUCAUAAUGCGGUAAUGACAUUUGUCAAUACUCACCCUGAAUCACGGAAGCGUAAUCUCCGUGUUCCUCCGUUGAUUCACCGUGCACCGAAUAAAGUUGUAUCCAAACGUCCUGGAACCAUACAAGGUACCAUCCCUAUAACUCCAGGUCCUCAAGUACCUGCUAAGAAAACUUCCCCCGAAGAUGAUCUCUU
This is a messenger RNA of Acaulospora morrowiae, 437 nucleotides long. The record is from the annotation of a GenBank genome assembly. Lineage: Eukaryota; Fungi; Glomeromycota; Glomeromycetes; Diversisporales; Acaulosporaceae.